CCGGUUUACUGGACGGACGUACUUCCACGAUUCCUUACUGGAAUGGCGCUCAUCGUACCGGUCAACUGUGCGCCUCUGACAGUGCCACGUCGAGCGCACGUUAGCUCUCGCCGCCGCCGGUUUGGUGUUUCUGCCUCUCUAUCAUCUCGGCCUCGUGGAGAUGCAGUGGUGGUGGACUGGGUGAAGGAAACUGCGAGCUUCUUCGAGCAGGACUCCCGACCCAUUAUGUUGUUCGACGGUGUAUGCAAUUUAUGUAAUGGUGGCGUGAAGUUUGUCCGGGACAAUGAUCGAAGAAGGAAUAUUAGGUUUGAAGCUCUACAAAGUGAAGCAGGCAAGAAACUUUUGCAGAGAUCUGGAAGAGCACCUGAUGAUAUUUCAAGUGUUGUUCUUGUUGAAAAAGAUAGGUCGUAUAUCAAGUCAGAGGCUGUACUGAAGAUUAUGGAAUACAUAAAUUUGCCAUUUCCCCAGCUGGCAUUCUUCCUGCAAUUUGUACCCUUGUUCGUACGGGAUUUUGUAUAUGAAAAUAUUGCAGAUAACAGAUAUAACUUUUUUGGUCGGUCAGAUUCUUGUGAGAUAUAGGAUUUUCUUGGUCUGUAUUAUCAUGAAGAAGAGGAACAAGGUGCCUUUGUCUUGUAAUUAAAUGAUUUAUAUAUAGAAUAAAGUUGUGAUUCUUCCUUCCUUUCUUUUACUUGUGCAUGCGUUAAAGAUUACAGAUGGUGAGAGUUUAAUUUGUAAAUAAUCAUAUUGGUAAUCCUUUGAAUUUAUAGUCUUUUUGAUGACUCAACCCAAA
Sesamum indicum (sesame) is the source of this 790-nucleotide messenger RNA. Its product is annotated as Putative thiol-disulfide oxidoreductase DCC. Gene Ontology annotation, molecular function: protein-disulfide reductase activity. NCBI's taxonomy places the organism in Eukaryota, Viridiplantae, Streptophyta, Magnoliopsida, Lamiales, Pedaliaceae. The record is from RefSeq and is a predicted model, not a curated record.